Messenger RNA from Durusdinium trenchii, 1554 nucleotides. The record is from the annotation of a GenBank genome assembly. Lineage: Eukaryota; Dinophyceae; Suessiales; Symbiodiniaceae.
AUGGCAGACGGUAUGUCUCCUUUUGACUACCAGGAUGAGCACAGCAGCAUACCCAUCCUGGAUUACUGGAGGUUUGACAUUCCGCUGCGGAAAGACCAGGACAUGAUCUAUUGGCCAACCGUGAACAGCAUGGAAUGGCCCUAUGGCACCAAAGGACCUGUUCUGAACAUCAGUCAAUGGUCAGGUGAGAGGUUGCUGCCCAUUCUGCCUUUGGAGCGCCACCGGGCGGCGGCCGCGGGCGUCAGCGCCGCUGCUCCGGUGCCCCGCGGCGCCGUCAACGCGACGGGGGCGCUGUUGACUGUUGCAGCGGUGCUGGGAGCGCGGCGAUGGCAGCGGCUUCGUUUGCGGGCUGUUCCUGCACAAGGCGAAGAUGGAUCGAAAGGAAAGGUCCUUGAGGUGCGAGCUGGACGGAUCCGUCGCAAACCCUCAGACGAAGAAGAGAGUACCCAGGACUGGUUUGAUUUCGACCGUGAUCUUGAAGGCCUCAAGACCAUAUUCUUGGGCAAUCCUUUGAACGUGAUGCUUGUUUUUACUCCGCUUGGCCUAGCCUCGCAAAGUCUUGGCUGGGGCGAAGUGGCCACAUUUGGACUCUGCUUUCUAGCGAUCGUGCCCCUGGCGAAAUUGCUGGGCGAGGCGACCGAACAGCUGUCCUGCUCUGUGGGGCAAACUCUUGGAGGUCUGCUGAACGCGACCUUUGGCAAUGCUGUUGAAAUGAUCAUAUCUGUUUUCGCACUCCGCGAAGGGCUGACGGAGGUCGUCAAAGGGAGCUUGGUUGGUAGCAUUAUUUCAAAUUUGCUGCUGGUUCUUGGAAUGUGUUUUUUCUUUGGGGGACUGAACUACCAGACUCAGCGCUUCAAUGCGAAUGGAGCACGGACUCAGUACUCCCUCCUCUUGCUGGCCAUCUUGGCCCUCGUCAUCCCCACUGUGGUGCUGCUCACGGGUGUUCGACCGGAGAGCGAGUUGCUGAUCUCUAGAGGAUGUGCUAUCGUCCUUGCUGUGCUCUAUAUAUGCUAUUUGAUCUUCCAACUGGUCACUCACAAGGAUGAGUUUGCAGCGGCGGAAACGGAAGAUGAUUGCGAAGAGGAGGCUGAGCCGAGCUUAUCCCCAGGGACUGCAGUGGCUUUGCUGGUGGCGGCCACGUUGCUGGUGGCGCCGCUCUCUGAGGCUCUCACAGGUUCCGUGGAAGGAGUGACGAAGACGUUGAAUAUCUCAGAUGCCUUCGUGGGCGUGGUGUUGCUUCCCAUUGUGGGGAAUGCAGCGGAACACCUGACGGCUGUCACCGUGGCGACGAAAGACAAGAUGGAUUUAUCUCUGGGAGUGGCUCUCGGAAGCAGUACACAAAUUGCGUUGUUCGUGGUACCCUUUACCGUGAUCAUCGGUUGGAUCCUGGGCGUCCCGAUGGAUUUGAACUUCCGAUCGCUGGACGUUUCCAUCUUGCUCCUGACUGUUCUGAUAGUUGGGAGCACCAUCGUCGAUGGUGAGUCGAACUGGCUAGAGGGUGCUGCACUCAUGAGCGCAUACAUGCUCAUAGCUGUGUCCCUUUGGUAUUUGUAG